This is a messenger RNA of Drosophila kikkawai, 1520 nucleotides long. The record is from RefSeq and is a predicted model, not a curated record. NCBI's taxonomy places the organism in Eukaryota, Metazoa, Arthropoda, Insecta, Diptera, Drosophilidae.
GCGGCACUGUUGUUUGCACUUUGGACUUUCUCUUGGAAUCUUCGGACCAAGGUCUAUAAACUCAGAACUCCAAGAUGAUCAACUCGGGAAAGUUAGCUGGACGGACGCUCUUCAUCACGGGCGCCUCACGGGGCAUAGGCAAGGAGAUUGCCCUGAAGGCGGCCAGAGAUGGAGCCAACAUCGUUGUGGCAGCCAAGACGGCCGAGCCGCAUCCCAAGCUGCCCGGCACCAUUUUCUCAGCGGCGGAGGAGAUAGAGAAGGCCGGUGGUAAGGCGUUUCCCUGCGUAGUGGACGUGCGGGACGAGAAGCAGGUGCGCACUGCCGUCCAGGAGGCGGUGGCCAAGUUCGGAGGCAUAGACAUUGUGGUGAACAACGCCAGUGCCAUCUCCCUAACCAAUACGCCCAACACGGACAUGAAGCGCUACGAUUUGAUGCACAACAUCAACACACGCGGCACCUUCCUGGUCUCCAAGGAGUGCCUGCCUUACCUGCAGAAGAGCAACCACGCCCACAUUCUGAACAUCUCGCCGCCGUUGAGCAUGUUGCCCAAGUGGUUCGGUCCUCAUGUGGCCUACACCAUGGCCAAGUACGGCAUGUCCAUGUGCGUGCUGGGCAUGGCUGAGGAGUUCCGGGACCAGGGAAUCGCCGUCAACGCCCUCUGGCCUCGCACAGCCAUCCUUACGGCCGCCAUCGAGAUGCUCACCGGCUCCGAGUCGGCCAAGUGGUCUCGCAAGCCUGAGAUCAUGGCAGAUGCCGCCUACGCCAUUCUGAGCAGGGAGCCCAAGCAGGCCACGGGUCAGUUCUUCGUGGACGACGAGGUGCUGGAAUCCGUGGGAAUCACGGACCUUACUGACUAUGCCUGUGUCCGGGAAAAUGCCGACGCACUGAUGGUUGAUUUCUUUGUAGAGGAAAAGGGAGCUCCUACCGGAGGUGCAGCUUCUGCUGGAGCUGCUGCUGCCGCUCCCGCUUCAGGCGAUGGAAAGAUACCCCAGCUGUUCCAGAAAAUCGAAUCUCUGCUCUCGCCUGAGAUCGUCUCCAAGACGCAGGCCGUCUUCCAGUUCAACAUCAGCGGCGCCGAGCAGGGAACCUGGUUCCUGGACCUCAAGAACGGCUCUGGCUCGUGCGGCUCCGGCACCCCAUCCGCCGCCCCCGAUGCAACGCUGUCCAUGAACUCUGAAAAUUUCUUUAAUAUGUUUUCGGGAAAGCUAAAGGCAGCUCCAGCUUAUAUGUCUGGAAAACUGAAGAUCAGCGGUGAUUUCCAGAAGGCCCUCAAGCUGGAAAAACUGAUGAAGGCAUUGAAGUCCAAGCUGUAGGUUAACAACUUUCACAGUCCCAGUUUUAUGUUAGAUACACAGAGCCCAGCAGGAAUCCAUAUUGUUCGAAAGAUUACGAGAUUUAUAUGUUCCAAGCCUCGAUAUGGGAUCCUAAGUUACGUAAAGUUGGAAUUUUGAACUGAAGAAUUCGAAAAUUUUCUAAUAUUUAUGCUAAGAAUGGAACUAGAAUAAAGAUUUUUUCCAAGA